AUGUCUGCAAAAACGUUAAGCGAUGAACGAAUCAAUGAACUUCGAGAAAUAUUUUCAAUGUUAGACGAUGGUGGUGGAUACUUGAAUCAAACUCAAUUGGGUACACUUUUAUUAGCAAUGGGUUUUUCAAUACCUAACAUUGAAAUAAGUGCACUAAUGAAUAAAUUUGAUACAGAGAAAACCGGUAAAAUUGAUUUUCCUCAAGUAUUAACAAUUAUUGCAACACAAACAAAUAAUUUAACAUCAGCAGGACAUAGUAAACAAAUAUUAGAAGCUAUGAAAUUAUUUGAUACAAAUAACGAUGGUACGAAUUUUAUUUCCUUGUUGAUGUUAUUUGAAAAUUUUUCUCUUUUUAUAGAUACGAUUUUAGAAAGUGAUUUUCGUUUUUUAAUGACUCAAAUGGGAGAACCACUUACUAAACAAUCAUAUGAGGAUAUGAUCAAUUCUACGGAUGCACGAACAAAAAAUGGACGAAUAAAUUAUAGAAAACUAACGUCAGCGAUCAUUCAUCUCUAA
Didymodactylos carnosus is the source of this 516-nucleotide messenger RNA. The record is from the annotation of a GenBank genome assembly. NCBI's taxonomy places the organism in Eukaryota, Metazoa, Rotifera, Eurotatoria, Philodinida, Philodinidae.